This is a messenger RNA of Equus caballus (horse), 1160 nucleotides long. NCBI's taxonomy places the organism in Eukaryota, Metazoa, Chordata, Mammalia, Perissodactyla, Equidae. The record is from RefSeq and is a predicted model, not a curated record.
GCAAUUGUAACAAGGUGAGGUCACAAAGCCCCCAGGAAGGAGAGGCCUGGUCCUCAGAGGUGAGGAUUCUGGGAGCUCCUCGGGCUGCAGCUGGGCUUAGGUGCUCAAGGAAGGCGUCGAGCAGACCACAGCUCCCUUCAUCAUGUGUGAGGAGAUAAAGGCGACCGUGCAGAAACACACGCAGAGCCUGAGGCACAGCAAGGAGGAGCUGAACAGACUCAACCAGGCUAUCCAGCGGCUGACUGUGGAGGUGGACGGCGCCAAGAGUCAGCCCUGCGAACUCGAGACAGCCAAGGACUCGCCUGCUCUGCAGGAGGAAGGUGCCUCCGGCAGCGCCAAGGGCAAGCUGGCCUGGCUGGAGGCCGCCCUGCAGCGGGCCAAGCAGGACAUGGUGCGGCAGCUGCGCGAGUACCAGGAGCUGAUGAUCGUCAAGCUGGGCCUGGACUUCGAGAUCGCCACCUACCGCAAGCUGCUGGAGGGCGAGGAGAGCCGGAUCAGAGAGCAGGGGCCAGUGUGUCCAUCAAGACAGCUGCAGGGACCAAGACCCAGCCAGUGGAGUAAGGUCCCCAGGGUAGAGUGCCUUCCUCUCAACUUUGCCCCUCUCCCCCCAGCCUCCAGCUGCUUACACCAGGCGGAGGGGAGGGAGAGGGAGCCCACCACGCAACAGGCAUGCUGCAUUCAUUACCUCCCACGUUUACUCACCCCCACAAAAACCCUGGGAGGGCUACUAUCCCCAUUUUACAGAUGAGGAAACUGAGUCUCAGAGGGUAAAGGACCACCUCAAGGACACGCAGGUAGAAAGUGAUUGGCUGAGGCUUGAACGAUAUUCUUCAGAUAAUUGAGCUCUCUUCUCUGUGGUAUCCUUUAAAAUGCCCCUCCCUCCCCCCACCAUGGUCUCUCCUUUCAAGAUGUUGAGGCCAAAGAAAGUGUAGAUGCGUUGCCUUCUCCCUCUUCCAAGAAGUCAUCAAUAGAGGGGAGAGUUAUUGAAUUGAAAGCAGGAAGGACUGAGUUUAAAGGUCCAGAAGGAGUCUUUACUUCAAAGAGGUGUGGGGAUCCGAGAGCAGUAAGGAGGUGCAGGAUGGAGAGCUCUGCGGGUCUGCCAAGGGCCGGGAGGGUUCUGUCGUGGAGGAGGAUAUUCUGCCUAGCAGUCAGAGGCACUC